AUGAGCGAGCUCCUCAACUUCAUCCUUUCCCAGGAAUCAUUCAGAAAGAACCGCCUCCCCUCUCUUUAUUCCGACUUCUCCGUACAGAAGAAAACAAACCCAGACGGCUACCACGUGAACGUCUCAGCAUGGGAACAGGCUCUGACGAAAGCCGCGCGGAACGGCUAUAUCUCCUCGCAUACGCUAUCGCGGAGUGCCGGCGAUGGGUCGACGCAACAGCGCAAGGCAAAUCAUUUGACGCUGCGUGCUGACGAGGGGCUGCUUAGGGAUUUGGAGAGCCCGGAGUUCGGCCGCCCUGUUGCGCUAGGAGCUGUUCUUGAAGAUGCCAUGUGGAAUCGGACCAUGGUACCCGUGCAGCUGUAUAAAGCCAGCGCCGCGAGUCUGCGCAAACCGCAGUGGGGUCUUAUCGAUACUACGGCAUUGAGCCCGUGGAAUGUUAUGACGUGGGGGCUGAAGCAAAUACGUGGUGUGGUGGUUGGAUCUGGGCCUGAUGCUCCCAGGUUGCAGAACCAGGAGUUGGUGCUGGUGGGUAAUCUUCAGGAGGCUGGAGAGAAGCUGGUCAAGCAGGUACUGGGCGCAAGUCCAUCGAAAACAGACCUGAUCUACUCUAAAGAGAGCUUUGUUGAAAGCUUCGGGACGGUACUGGAUGAUAAUAGCGAGCUCUCUGAUAUUGAUCUGGAUGUUUUAUUGCUUUAUUUGUCCCGCGAUAAGGGUGCCAUCGCCUACGAUGGCAAGACUAUCAAGUUCCGGCCCACGAAUGAUUCUCCGAGGGAGAUCACAGAGCAAGACACGGCUAUUGCCUCCAUCAAGUCUCUUACAUCAACAAUGACGAGACAGGUUGAGAGUCUGGAGAAGAAGAUCGCCGAGCUCAAUGAAACCGCUAAAGCCGCUCUUAGCAAGAAAAACCGCGUAUCGGCCCUAGCUGCGGUGCGCUCGAAGAAGCUCGCUGAACAUAAUUUACAGCAGCGGUUGGAUACUCUGGCACAGCUCGAGCAAACGCAGCUCAAAAUCGAGCAGGCCAGUGAUCAGAUUGAAUAUGUUAGAGUGAUGGAAACCAGCACGGGCGCUCUCCGUGGCUUGAAUGCUCAGCUUGGUGACGUCUCUAGGGUUGAAGAUGUGGUUUAUGAACUGCGUGAGGAGAUGUCUAAAGUGGAUGAGAUCGGAAAUAUCAUCGGUGAAGCUGGGCCUCAAAUCGACGAGGGCGAGAUCGACGACGAGCUCGAAGAGCUGGAAUCUCAGGAGCGGGAAGCAAAGGAAGAGCAAGAAGCAGAAAAAACCCGAAAGCAGCUUGCCGAGCUCGACAAUCUCGGCCUCGAGACCAAGGGAGCUGUGCGGAAAGCACCACUGGGACAGAAUGUCGAGUCUGCCUUGGAAGACAGCAUUGAGAAGCUCUCACAGAUGUCGGUGGAAGAGAAUGCAUGA
Messenger RNA from Aspergillus mulundensis, 1422 nucleotides. Its product is annotated as putative vacuolar sorting protein SNF7 family protein. Lineage: Eukaryota; Fungi; Ascomycota; Eurotiomycetes; Eurotiales; Aspergillaceae. Gene Ontology annotation, cellular component: ESCRT III complex; cytoplasmic side of plasma membrane; multivesicular body. Gene Ontology annotation, biological process: late endosome to vacuole transport via multivesicular body sorting pathway; vesicle budding from membrane. The record is from RefSeq and is a predicted model, not a curated record. The transcript has 5 exons. Bases 1 to 1422 code for a protein of 473 amino acids.